AUGUUAUCCAGCCGAAAGUUCUCUUAUAACAAGGCACUGCAGAGCGCUGCAGGCCAUAUACUCCUAAUAUACAGCCUGCAACGCCCUGCAGUGCCUUGUUUCGUCGCUAAGUUUGGUUAUCAUUUCCCAAUCAGACCAAACUUAGCGACGAAAGCGAAGGAUAACUGCGACUUUGAACAGCAGGAUAAGCACCUGCUGUCAGUCGCGGUUAUCCUUCGCAGUUUACUCGAAAGCUGGGAAACUUUCUUUGAAUAA
This is a messenger RNA of Trichomonas vaginalis G3, 255 nucleotides long. RefSeq lists its product as uncharacterized. Bases 1 to 255 code for a protein of 84 amino acids. The record is from RefSeq and is a predicted model, not a curated record. The transcript has a single exon. Lineage: Eukaryota; Parabasalia; Trichomonadida; Trichomonadidae.